AUGCCCAAUGCGUAUCAUCACCCGAAAAUUCAGCACAAUGACCAUGCAGAUGGAACGGAGAGUUACCUCCUCCCAGACGUCCUUGCAAUGCAGAAUGGGGCGGAAAUCACAGCGAGGUACCCCGGCCCUUGCAUAUACUAUGUCACCGAGGGAGAAAUACAGUAUGAGGACACAAAAAUCCCUGGGAAUAUUACUGUCCUGCGAAAGGGAGAUGUGAUUCAUGUAGAGGAAGGCUCGCUUAUCCGAUGGAUGUGCAAAUCACCUACUGGUGUCAAAGGAUUUGGUGUAGCAUAUGUCCCAGUGUCUGUCAAAUUCAUCAACGAUUUCGUCGUCACGGACCAGUAG
Molecule: messenger RNA, 345 nt
Organism: Psilocybe cubensis
Lineage: Eukaryota; Fungi; Basidiomycota; Agaricomycetes; Agaricales; Agrocybaceae
Exons: 3
Coding region: 1-345 (114 amino acids)
Source: RefSeq, a predicted model, not a curated record